This is a messenger RNA of Serendipita indica DSM 11827, 957 nucleotides long. The record is from the annotation of a GenBank genome assembly. Lineage: Eukaryota; Fungi; Basidiomycota; Agaricomycetes; Sebacinales; Serendipitaceae.
AUGUUCACAAGUCCGGCGCCGGCAAUUGGUUACCGGCUGCUCCUUCGACCCAACGACGACAUGUCUUCUUCAAAAGCUGUCGUAGCUCCUCUUCCGCCCCCUACAAAGGCCAUAUUCCAGCCAGACCUGUUCAAAGACAAGGUGCUCUUUUGCACCGGUGGAGGAUCUGGGAUAUGCAAGGUCAUUGUACAGACGAUGAUGGAACUCGGUGCCAACGCUGCCAUUCUAGGCCGCAACGCAGCACGCCUCGAGAGCGCAGCAAACGAGAUGAGCACUGCAACUGGAAGAAAAUGCCUUGCUCUUCCUGCAGACGUACGCAAAUACACCGACCUUGAAGCUGCUGCAGCCAAGACGGUUGAACAGUUUGGAAAGAUUGACUUUGUCAUCUGCGGUGCCGCGGGAAACUUUCUCGCUCCCAUCUCUGGUCUCUCGCCAAAUGCGUUUCGAACCGUUGUCGAGAUUGACACCAUUGGGACGUACAACACCAUCAAGGCUACGCUCGACCAUGUACGAGCCACCAAGGGCGCGUACAUUCACAUUUCGGCGACACUCCAGUACCGCGGAACACCUUACCAAGCCCACUUGAGCGCCGCAAAGUCGGGCGUGGACGGACUCAGCCGCGUUCUCGCCGUAGAGGAAGGUCCAAGAGGUGUACGAAGCAAUGUAAUCGCUCCUGGACCCAUUGACGACACAGAAGGAAUGAGCAGACUAGGCGCUCGAAACCCAGAUGGGUCCGUCCAAACAGGCGAAUCCCAAAUCCCGCUCCAACGCCUUGGCAAAUCAAUUGAAAUCGCACAUACUGCCGUCUUCCUCUUUUCGGAAGCGGCCAACUUUAUCACAGGCCAGAUCAUCGUCGUCGACGGCGGCUCCGAGCACAUUCGUUCGACACUGUUGCCUUACCCUGUUAGCGUCCUGGAACCCGAGGCCGUAAAGUCGAUGAUUCGUGGCAAGUUGUAG